AUGGUUCUUACCUCUGAAUCUACGCAGUGCACCCCAUGGAAGUGGAAACAGAUUUCAUUCACAAUCCCAGUUCAGAAGAAGCGAUCAUCGCUAUGUAAGCUUAAGCACGUCGUAGGGAAAUCUGAUUUUCAGCCAGUUUCUGGGAUUUCUGACAGGAAAAACGAUCGCAAGAUCAAGAAGCUGCCUCUAGAGAAGGAUUGCCUUAGUGUAAAGGAUUGUAUUAGUGAGUUACCAGAUGAUAUCCUUAUCGCCAUACUAUCUCAUUUGAAGCUAAGAGAAGCAGUAAGAACCAGCGUCCUCUCCAAGAGAUGGAGAUACCUGUGGACUUUCAGUCAGGGUAUUCUUGAAUUUGAUGCUUCAGAUGUUAGGUCACUUCUGGAUUCAGUGUAUUAUUUCUUGACAUCACAUCGAGCUCCAACUAUAGAAGAACUCAGCAUUCGUUUCCCAGGAUGGGGCAAUGUCUAUUAUCAUUAUUCUCCAUGCAAAAUCCAUGUUUGGAUAAAUGUUGCCAUUGAAAAAAGAGUUAAAAAGCUUGUGUUAGAUUUCAUAAACCCCCACUUAUAUCCUUCAGGGCAAUUUGACUCACUUGGCUCUGUCAGCUUCACCUCUCUCGUGUCUCUCCACUUGAUCCGCGCACGAGUAUCUUCCCAGUUGAUUAACUUCUUCUUAUCGAAUUCUCCACUUCUUGAGGUGUUGUGCGUCGAAUGGACACGCCGCGAGCCGGGGCAUCUUAAGGUUUGUGCUUCAUCACUGACGCUAAAACACCUUGAUUUAAGGCAUAAUGAAAUCGGAUUUCUUGAAAUAUCUGCACCAAAUCUUGAAUCGUUCCGGUUUCGUACCCAUGGGGAAAAGACAUCAUUGGUUUUUAAAGAUGUUCCUCGCCUUAGCCACGCAUCUUUUGGCGGAUGUUACGGUGAUUCACUUAUAGCACAAAAUCUGCUUCGUCAUUCAAGUUUGUUUGCUCAGCUGAAGUCACUUGAAUUGCUCCUCCCAGCCAAACCAACUUUGCCUGAGUAUUUCCCACAUUUCCCUACUCUGGAAAAUCUCAAGCAUAUGCAGCUCUCAUUGUCUAAACAAACCGAUGAAGGCUUUCGCAUCUUCUUCUGCUUGAUGGGGGCUUCCCCUUCGUUGCAUAGAUCAUCACUGAAGUUGGGAUCGUGUAGUGUUCAGAAGCUGACGUAUACGAAGAGUCUGGAAUUCACUAGUCGCCCAAAACAUCAAUGCCUUAAAGUGGUGGAAAUAGUCGGGUUUAGAGAGGAUGAUAAUCAUGACGAACUUGUCAUGCACUUGGCUGAGUAUGCUGCCUUGCUGGAGAAGAUCAUUAUUGAUCCCUAUCAGUGCUCAGAGGUUUCAAGAAAUCGUGCUCGGAAUCUGCAAUCCAAGCUACCCCCAUCAGUGAAAUUGGAGAUAUUUUAA
Messenger RNA from Hevea brasiliensis (rubber tree), 1416 nucleotides. RefSeq names its product F-box/LRR-repeat protein At1g55660-like. The transcript has a single exon. Bases 1 to 1416 code for a protein of 471 amino acids. NCBI's taxonomy places the organism in Eukaryota, Viridiplantae, Streptophyta, Magnoliopsida, Malpighiales, Euphorbiaceae. Gene Ontology annotation, molecular function: protein binding. The record is from RefSeq and is a predicted model, not a curated record.